This is a messenger RNA of Choloepus didactylus (southern two-toed sloth), 4131 nucleotides long. It is a transcript of the gene BBS1, whose product is annotated as Bardet-Biedl syndrome 1. Gene Ontology annotation, cellular component: axoneme; BBSome; centrosome. The record is from RefSeq and is a predicted model, not a curated record. NCBI's taxonomy places the organism in Eukaryota, Metazoa, Chordata, Mammalia, Pilosa, Megalonychidae. Gene Ontology annotation, molecular function: smoothened binding; patched binding. The transcript has 17 exons. The coding region runs from base 38 to 1819 and encodes 593 amino acids. Gene Ontology annotation, biological process: protein localization to cilium; non-motile cilium assembly.
GGGGGCGGGGCCGGUUGCCAGAGCGACGCCAGCGAAGAUGGCUGCUGCGUCGCCGUCGGAUUCCGAAAGCCCCAGAGCUGAGAGCAAUGAAGUCAAUUCGAAAUGGCUGGACGCUCACUAUGACCCCAUGGCCAACAUCCACACCUUUUCUGCCUGCCUGGCGCUGGCAGAUUUGCAUGGGGACGGGGAGUACAAGCUGGUGGUGGGAGAUCUUGGCCCUGGUGGGCGGCAGCCCUGCCUGAAGGUGCUCAAAGGACCAACGGUGCUGACCGAGAGCCCACUACCUGCCCUACCAGCUGCUGCUGCUACCUUCCUCAUGGAUCACCAUGAGCCCCGGACUCCAGCCCUCGCACUUGCUUCAGGCCCUUGUGUCUACGUCUAUAAGAAUCUGAGGCCCUACUUCAAGUUCAGUCUGCCCCCGUUGCCUCCAAACCCCGUAGAACAAGACCUUUGGAACCAGGCCAAGGAAGACCGGAUUGACCCCUUAACCCUGAAGGAGAUGCUAGAGGGGAUCCGGGAAAAGGCGGAGGUACCUUUGUCUGUCCAGUCACUCAGGUUUCUGCAGCUGGAGCUGAGCGAAAUGGAGGCCUUUGUGAACCAGCACAAGUCCAAGUCCAUCAAGCGGCAGACCGUCAUCACCACCAUGACCACCCUGAAGAAGAACCUGGCCGAUGAGGAUGCCGUGUCCUGCCUGGUGCUAGGCACCGAGAGCAGGGAGCUCCUGGUGCUGGACCCCGAGGCCUUCACCAUUCUGGCCAAGAUGAGCCUUCCCAGCGUUCCCGUGUUCCUGGAGAUCUCGGGCCAGUUCGACGUAGAGUUCCGGCUCGCUGCUGCCUGCCGCAAUGGCAACAUCUACAUCCUGAGAAGAGACUCCAAGCGCCCCAAGUACUGUAUCGAGCUGAGUGCCCAGCCCGUGGGGCUUGUCCGGGUGCACAAGGUCCUGGUGGUGGGCAGCACCCAGGACAGCCUGCAUGGCUUUACCCAAAAGGGGAAGAAGCUGUGGACCGUGCCUACACCUGCAGCCAUCCUGACCAUGAACCUCCUGGAGCAGCGCGCACGGGGCCUGCAGGCCGUCAUGGCUGCGCUGGCCAACGGCGAGGUCCGCAUUUACCGUGACAAGGCCCUGCUCAACAUCAUCCGCGCCCCGGAUGUUGUGACCAGCCUUUGCUUUGGCCGCUACGGGCGGGAAGACAAUACCCUCAUCAUGAUGACGAGAGGUGGUGGCCUGAUUAUCAAGAUCCUGAAACGAACAGCAGUGUUUGUGGAGGGGGGAGGUGAGGCGGGCCCUCCACCAGCCCAGGCCAUGAAACUCAACGUGCCCCGAAAGACUCGGCUCUAUGUGGAUCAGACACUGCGAGAGCGAGAGGCUGGCACUGCCAUGCACUGGACCUUCCAGACAGACCUCUACCUGCUGCGCCUCCGGGCCGCCCGGGCCUACGUGCAGGCCCUGGAGUCCAGCCUGAGCCCCGUGUCCGUGACAGCCCGGGAGCCGCUCAAGCUGCAUGCGGUGGUUCAGGGCCUGGGCCCCACCUUCAAGCUCACACUGCACCUGCAGAACACCUCGAGCACCCGGGCCCUCCUGGGGCUGCUGGUCUGCUUCGUGUACAGCGAAGCCCUGUACGCCCUGCCCCGGGCCUUCUUCAAGGUCCCCUUGCUGGUGCCAGGGCUCAGCUACCCCCUGGAGACCCUUGUGGAGAGUCUCAGUGACAGGGGCGUCUCAGACAUCAUCAAGGUGCUGGUGCUUCGAGAAGGCCAGGGCACACCCUUGCUGAGCGCCCACAUCAACAUGCCUGUGAGCGAGGGGCUGGCGGCCGCCUGACCCCGGGGCUGCAGUUCCCGCCUGUGCGGAAUCAGAGCCUGGAAGGCCCAGCCACCUCCACUGGUGUUCUGGGGCGACAGCCCCCCACUUCUCUCCUGUGUCUCCCCUUCUCACCACCCCCACCGCUGGGUCUAUAGCAGCAAGUCAGUGAUUCCCCUGGGGGCCCAGCUCCUUCUCCCUCGGGAACCGGCCCAAGCACCUUCCCGCUGAGCUCCUGCCACUCCUCCGCCCUCAGCAGUUUUCUCCAGAAACUACACCCAGGCCUGGAAGAAGCACUUUGAAGUGGUCACAGUGAGGGGAGGGGGAUAGGCUCAGCCCUCUCCUUUGCCACUUCCCUCCGGCACAUCACUCAUCUCCUGCCGCCAGCCAAGGCCAAAAUUGAGCCAGGGCCUGGCCUGGAAGAAUCGGAGGCUUUUCCUGGAGGAGACUGAGGCCCUUGCUGCUCCCUGGGGUUCUGGAGGCUGGACUGUUGCCAGCUCAGCUUGCUGGCAAAACACCUGCUCUGGUCUCCUCUUAUCAGCUGAGCAAGGGGCUCCUCCUUCCAUUCUGGGACUAGCUACCUCUGCAGGGGGAUUUUCUGAAGCCUUGGACUUAGCCAGGGUCUUUGUCCUGUAGUACUUCAUGGAUGCCGAGGACCGGGCAGUGCAGGAGGGCAGAGGGUUGGCCGUGCAAGGAUCUGGUGGCUCUGGUUCCCUCGUAGAGCUCCUGAAAGCCACCCAGCAGCUUCUCGUGACUUGGAUGCUCACACCCAGGAAGAGCGUCCCACGAGAGGAAGGCUAAGCUAGAGAAGAGGGUAGGGGCAGAACCUGGGGGACACCGGAGAGGCGUUUCUGUGGCACAAGGGAGGUGGCACCAGAGGCAGAGGCCCAGAACUGCAUGUUACAAUCCUGCUGGAGGCUCUGGAGCCCAGAUCAGUCAUGCAGGUAGAAAAUCCCCCAGGCACUGGCCACAGUGGGAGAGAAUUAGCCGGAAAGCCAAGGACCAGAGGCAUUUAGUAAGGCUCAAGACUGAAUGAAGCACAUGCUUAGAACACAAGGGCCAGAGGCUCACCAUCUUGGCCUUUGCUGCCCUGUGGAGCCCUCCCAGCCAGCCUGCCUGGCCCACCUCACAGUCGUCUCGGGUUCGGGCCACCAGGGGCCACCCGGUGCCACUUGCAAGCCAGGAGCCCUGCUCUCUGAGGACCUUAAUCAUUCCCUUUCUGACCAGGCACAGCCAAGCAUGUGGCACACAGCUCAGUCUUGGGGGAACUGCCCACAUCCCUCUGGUAAAAUUAGGGAGUUAACCAGAUUGUUUCUGAACUCCUUCCAGCUCUAACACCCUCCGGGCUUGACAGCCCCGCUGGCGGACACGAGGAGUUGACUCCAGAAAGGUGACACUUCACAAGUGUAACUGCAGACUUUUGCCCUUGAGGCCAAAUGCCCCAAACUGGCUGCCACUGCCAGGCAACAGCCUCGGUGCCCAAGAUACAGUGAGGGACUGGGCUGGCAGAGCCCCCGCCCAACCCCUGGCCUUCCCAAGGGAAUGCAUUAUGCGGCCACGUUCUGAGAUGUAAGGGGUCUGUACCAAAGAAAGAGCCAGUGCCCCUCUUCUCUGCACGGCCUGGUGCAAGCUGAAGCAGCCACUCGCAGAUACAGUACAGUUGGGUUAACGUAGCGAAGGGUUUCUAGAUCAAGCCAACUGAGGCACAGCUGGAACAAGCAGGAGGUUUAAUCUGCCAGUUGGAGAUUUCAACUUUACCUGAAGAGCUUUCCAGUAGAGCUUAUCAGAGAUGGAAGGGCCUGCCCCAGAAGGCAGUGAGCUCCUCAUUGCUCCAGCUGGGUUAUCAGGAGGGUGGUAGUGUGAUGUCUGGAUGACCUUACAGUUCAUCCCAGUAGCACUGAACUCUGAACUAGAAACAAAAAAGUCUAAUCCAAGUUCUCUUCACAGCUAGUCCUAACGAAGAAAGGGGAGAAACUAACCAAGCAGCACCUGCAGUGAAUUUAUGUAGUGCAAUACUGUGUACCCAUUAUUUUAAAAAUAUGUGAACUCCCCUGAUGCAGACCAAGUGUACAUCAAACAGUAUGAAGCUGUUUGUUUCUCUAAAGAUGCUUAUCCUUCGGUUUCCCUGUUUUAUGGAUCUUAGAUAUUCUCUGUUGACUCCUUAUUGUAUUAGAUGAGGCUUUAACUCUUGGGGUGGCACUCCACCCCCUCCCCCCAUCCCCGAUUUCUAACUAAAUCAUUACCCACCGUUUUACCAUUUAUGUUACACGUGAGUUAGUCACUACAGAGCCAAGAAUUGGACCAUAAUUAAAUUAACUUUUUUUUAUAUCCUU